Molecule: messenger RNA, 3670 nt
Organism: Rhineura floridana
Lineage: Eukaryota; Metazoa; Chordata; Lepidosauria; Squamata; Rhineuridae
Gene: CNOT3
Product: CCR4-NOT transcription complex subunit 3
Exons: 18
Coding region: 309-2462 (717 amino acids)
Biological process (GO): nuclear-transcribed mRNA poly(A) tail shortening; regulation of stem cell population maintenance; regulation of DNA-templated transcription
Cellular component (GO): P-body; nucleus; CCR4-NOT core complex
Source: RefSeq, a predicted model, not a curated record
UUCGUAGCUGUCUCUAAACUCUUGUGCACCAUUCCGUGCCCGACUCCCUGAGGUUGCAGCCUUGUGUACCGCUGGACUUUCAUAGCUGCCUCUCGCACUUCCCAGUUUGCUUCCUGACAUGGUGGGCAACUGGGUGGGGGAGGAGAAGGUGAGGCUCUUUCCCCUGUUAGUCAUGUGCUUUUCUCACCUGCACCAGGAACCUGGCUGGAAAAAAGAGAGAGAGAGAAAGAGAGACAGCAAGCACCCAGGGGCCACUAGCGUUGACGCUCUAUAAAGUAUGAAGAGAGCCCCUCUAUAGUGAAGGAAACAUGGCAGAUAAGAGGAAGCUACAAGGUGAGAUUGAUCGGUGUUUGAAAAAGGUGUCAGAAGGUGUGGAGCAGUUUGAAGAUAUCUGGCAGAAGCUCCACAAUGCAGCUAAUGCCAACCAGAAGGAGAAAUAUGAAGCCGAUCUGAAAAAAGAAAUUAAAAAACUCCAGAGAUUGAGGGACCAGAUCAAGACGUGGGUUGCAUCCAAUGAGAUUAAGGACAAAAGGCAGCUAAUAGACAACCGGAAACUCAUUGAGACGCAAAUGGAGCGGUUCAAGGUAGUAGAACGUGAGACCAAGACAAAAGCCUACUCGAAGGAGGGCCUGGGCCUGGCACAGAAGGUGGACCCAGCCCAGAAGGAGAAGGAGGAAGUUGGGCAGUGGCUGACGAAUACUAUAGACACCUUGAACAUGCAGGUGGAUCAGUUUGAGAGUGAAGUGGAGUCGCUCUCUGUCCAGACGCGCAAGAAGAAAGGAGACAAGGACAAGCAAGAUCGGAUCGAGGGUCUGAAGCGGCACAUUGAGAAGCACCGGUACCACAUCCGGAUGCUGGAGACUAUCCUGCGGAUGUUGGACAACGACUCCAUCAAUGUGGAUUCCAUCCGCAAGAUCAAGGAUGACGUGGAAUACUAUGUGGAUUCCUCGCAGGACCCCGAUUUUGAGGAGAAUGAGUUCCUCUAUGAUGACCUCGACUUAGAAGACAUUCCACAGGCCCUGGUUGCCACUUCCCCACCCAGCCACAGUCACAUGGAGGAUGAGAUGUUCAACCAGUCAAGUAGCACGCCCACAUCUACCACGUCCAGCUCCCCAAUCCCCCCCAGUCCUGCAAACUGCACAACGGAGAACUCUGAAGAUGAUAAGAAACGGGGACGAUCAACAGACAGUGAAGUGAGCCAAUCCCCAGCGAAGAACGGUUCGAAAAGCCUCCACAACAACCACCACCAGCCGCCUCCCACCAUCCCCACCAGCUACCCGAUGGGCGGCAGUUCCAGCACUUCGUCCUCCCUGGGAGACGGGCCUGGCUCCAACAGCAACGGGGCUGUGGCUGGCAGCGGGAAUGCGAGCAGCAAAGCUAACCCUCCAGUGGGGCACGCACCUACUGCCCCAACCCCUUACGCCCAGGCUGUGGCGCCCCCACCCACCAGCACCAAUGCCUCGCAACCGCGGCCUCCCAGCACCCAGCAGAACGCCAGCAAGCAGAACGGGGCAACCAGUUAUAGCUCUGUGGUAGCUGACAGCAGUUCAGAUUCAACACUAAACAGUGGGAACCAGUCAUUGCCUAACCAGACAGCGUCGCACAACCCACCCAGUGUUUCUGCGAAAGAGCCCAGCACAGCUACACAGCCAACUAGUGGCAACAACAGCACUGGAUCCAGUCUCCUGGUGCCUCUGACUGCCAACCCUCCUGCCUCGCCCACGCCCAGCUUCUCUGACAGCAAACCCUCCCAGACCCUGCUCAACGGACCACCCCAGUUCAGCUCCACAGCAGAGAUCAAGACACCUGAGCCUCUAAGUACGCUGAAGUCCAUGGCCGAGAGGGCAGCUAUCAGCUCUAGCAUAGAGGAUCCUGUGUCAUCUCUUCAUCUUGCUGAAAGGACUGACAUCUUAAUAGCUAACACGACCUCCCAGCCAACCUCCAACCAGCCCCCCAUCCAGCUGUCUGAGGUGAACAUCCCCCUUUCACUUGGGGUGUGCCCACUGGGGCCUGUGCCUCUCACUAAGGAGCAGCACUACCAACAGGCCAUGGAGGAGGCUGCCUGGCACCACAUGCCUCAUCCUUCUGAUUCGGAAAGGAUCCGGCAAUAUCUACCACGAAACCCCUGCCCGACCCCUCCAUACCACCACCAGAUGCCUCCCCCACACUCUGAUACCGUGGAGUUCUACCAGCGCCUCUCUACAGAGACCCUUUUCUUCAUCUUCUACUAUCUGGAGGGCACGAAGGCACAAUACCUGGCAGCGAAGGCACUGAAGAAGCAGUCGUGGCGCUUCCACACCAAGUACAUGAUGUGGUUCCAGCGGCAUGAAGAACCCAAGACCAUCACUGACGAAUUUGAGCAGGGCACUUACAUCUACUUUGACUAUGAGAAAUGGGGCCAGCGCAAAAAGGAGGGUUUCACCUUUGAAUACCGCUACCUGGAAGACCGGGACCUGCAGUGAUGCCCUGGGGCCAGCAGGGGGUGCCAAGCCUUCCUUCCAGAGACAACGCGGUGCGCUAGGGGCAGCAGCAAAGGAAGACCAACCAAUCCCCCAGCUCAUCCCAUCUUCCCCCCUCCCGUUACAACCAUGGGGGGGAUGGGGCCAGCCGCACGUUUAAAAAAAUGCAUGCAAGUUUUAAAAGUGACCACGGGACGGAGGAGGGGCGGCAGAGGCGGGAUUCUCUUCGGCCUUUUCCUUGCUCUCUUCCGCCUGUAAUGCAUACGAAGAGGACAGAAAAAAAUGAGGAAAACUCCCUUCAUGUGCACCAGAUUUGGGUGAGGGAGUGGAGAUUAAAAAAGAAUUUGAGAAUCCCACCAUAAGAGUGAUCUUCCCCCAAUCUGCAUUUUUGUGUCUUCUAGAUCAGAGAACCUAUGCCCCCCCCCCAAAUCCCUAUUGCAGCAAACACAAUUUCUUUGCCCCACCUCCUCCCCCAGUGCAGAUCUCAUCUCCUAUUUGGCUACCAUUAUAUACCCGUGACAUUGAGGGGUAGGACCCCAUAAAUAUCCCCUUAUAGGCAGAAGUGUUGGGAACAGUUCAUGGAGAUAUUGCUCGAACCUUUGCCCAGUUGUCAUUGCUGGAUUUGGCAAAAAGCCAAAAUGCUAAGUUAUUACAAAUUGGGAAAGCCAGAUGAUUCCUGGAAAACAUCCCAGUACAAAAUAUUUUUGUGGACUGGUACCUUCUGUUAACAUUUUAUAGGCUGCCAUAAUUUUCACUUGCUUCUGCAAGUGAUGCUGUUGAGGGCAGAUGGACAUUACAUGUCCCCCCUCAUCACUUUUGUUUGGAAAAAUCCCCAAACUCCCUUUCCUUACUGGAAAUUUGACUCAAGAGAGUCUUCCCCCCCCCCAAUCCAUUGCUGCUUCUCUCCCUAACCCCUCCGUCCAAAAUUUUGUUGCCACCCUAAAUUUGGUAUCCAAGCUCGUAUCUUAUCUGCUGCUCCUCCCACAGAGAGACCCUUCCCCUUGAUGACUUGCAAUUUAUUCCUGAUUGGAGGGGAAAGACUUGGGGAGACCUGGGGGAGGGAUGGGAAUACUGCUGUGUCGCACCCAUCUCUCUUUCUCCUCAUCCAGCACCCUGAACUGGAGCACCCUGCCCACACCGCUGUUUAAGAUAUUUUUUCGUAAGCCUAUUUUCGUUUUGGAAAAUAUUUAUGAAUAAAUAGUUUUAUAUGA